Molecule: messenger RNA, 1394 nt
Organism: Chiroxiphia lanceolata (lance-tailed manakin)
Lineage: Eukaryota; Metazoa; Chordata; Aves; Passeriformes; Pipridae
Gene: CARHSP1
Product: calcium regulated heat stable protein 1
Exons: 4
Coding region: 203-658 (151 amino acids)
Biological process (GO): regulation of mRNA stability
Cellular component (GO): cytoplasm
Molecular function (GO): mRNA 3'-UTR binding
Source: RefSeq, a predicted model, not a curated record
GGAGAGAGGCAGGUGAGCCCUGCAGCUUUGGACUACCUCCUGCCCUCCUCCUGACUGCGAGGUGCCCCUUGCUGGCCCAACCCAACAGCACUGUCCUCUGGGGAGGUUCCCAGCCCUGCCUGCAUCCCGGGAAGGAGCUGCACUGCUGAGGGUCACCCCACACCAGGGACAGAGAGAGCAAGGCUUUUCCCAGGCAUCAGGAAUGUCUUCUGAGCCCACUUCAUCCGCCUCCCAGCAGUCCCCUGCCUCUCCACCCUCUCCCGGUUCUCUCCGUCUGCCCGAGAGCCGCAGGGCGAGGGACCGCUCCCCGUCGCCCAUGAGGUACCUCAUCCCCAGCCCGCUGCCCACCCGACGGACCAGGACGUUUUCUGCGACCGUGAGGGCAUCAGAGGGUCCCAUCUACAAAGGUGUCUGUAAGUGCUUCUGUCGCUCCAAAGGCCAUGGUUUCAUCACCCCUGCAGAUGGAGGGCCAGACAUCUUCGUACACAUCUCGGACAUCGAGGGCGAGUACGUUCCUGUGGCGGGCGACGAGGUCACCUACAAGAUGUGCACCAUCCCCCCGAAGAACGAGAAGCUGCAGGCAGUGGAGGUGGUGAUCACCCACCUCGCCCCUGGCACCAAGCACGAGACCUGGUCGGGGCACGUCGUCAGCCCCUGAGGUGUGUCCCAGGGUUGACCCGUGUGGUCACUGCUCAACAGCUGCCUGCAGGGGACCUGUCCUGAGAGUAUCCCACGUGUUCUUGCAGGAGGAAACACUGCAGUUGUCAAUAAGGCAGAAGCAGGCCACAAUUACAGGGUUUUUUUUAUAGCUGGCCUGAUUUAAAAAAAAAAAAAAAAGAAAAAAAAAGGCAAUUCAAAUGCUAAUGAAAAAAAUCUAGCGUAAUGUGUUUACAAAAAAUGUAUUUAAAGAGACCUAGUUUGUGUGCUUGAUGGAGGAGGGGAGGUUUGGUUUUUUUUUUUCUUUUAUCUUGUGAACUGAUUCCAGGAAAUGCCCAGGGGGAGCGGGGAGAGGUUUGAGGAGAGCUCUUCUGGUGCAGAUGGCCAUAACUGCGAGACCCUGGCAUUGUGUGAGCCCUCUGCUCCCUUGGGCUGCUCUUCUGGAGGGUUACAGUACAUUUAUUGCUGAUAACAGUGCCUGAAUGCCUUGCCUUGAGAGAGAGAGAGGUGUUCAUUGCUGCAAUUUGUUGUCCUCGUGGAAUGAAGUUCACAAACAGCAGCAGCCAUGAGGUGGAAAUUCUCCAUCUAGUGGUUACACUCCAGUGCACCAUUUGCACGUGGUGUGGCUGCACCGGUGUGGAAACUGUAUUGUGGUUGUAAAGUCAGGACUGUUUGUGAAUUUACUUAGGUGCCUUGGUGGUUGAUUAGCAACAAAUUUUAUAGGCCAGUAUUAAAAA